This is a messenger RNA of Paramecium tetraurelia, 2878 nucleotides long. RefSeq lists its product as uncharacterized. Lineage: Eukaryota; Ciliophora; Oligohymenophorea; Peniculida; Parameciidae. The transcript is spliced from 5 exons. The record is from RefSeq and is a predicted model, not a curated record.
AUGAAUGAAAAAAAAAAUGAUUUCUUUUCGUUCUUCAAUGGAUCUCAGAAGAAAAAGGAAACUAAAAAAAUCAUCUUCGAUGAAAAUUUCUUUAAUCUACAGGUUAAUGGAGGAAAGAUUCAUAGCGAUAGGAUUGUAAUAGAAGCCAUCUCUGUUGUUGGUAACUGUAUUUUAGUAAAAGAAGAUAAUGAGAAGUUGGAAACUGACAUCAAGUGGUUUUAGAUCUCACCAAGCAAUGAUUUCAAUACUUUGGGAAUAACAGGAAACUCUUAUCAACCUAGUAUAGAGGAUGUUGGUUCUAAGUUCAUGAUCCAAGUUGUGCCUAUCAAAGAGGGUAGACAAUAUGAAGGAAUGCCUAAGUCAUUAGAAAUAGGGCCAUUGCUUAAGGAUGAGACUAUUCAAGAAGAAAUCGACGAAUUAUUGGACAAUGAGAAAAUGACUGUAUUUGUCACUUUAGAAUAAAUAUUAAGCAAAGAUUUUGAAAUUGAAGCAGAAUUGCCAAUCAAUUGCAUACUCAAAAUAACCCUUAAAAAUAUGGAAUUAGAACUAAAAAAGAAUGAUCAAACUAUUCAUCAUAUUCAAGUUCCCUUGCAAGCACAAUAUCCAUCAUGCUCGUCUAAGCAAGGGACUAGCGAGAGUUUCAUCCUAAGAGUAGAUUAAACAAAUCAAUUUUAAAUGAAAGCCGCAGAUAAUUCAUAAAGAGAUAUAAUUCUGACUGUCAUUAAAGGAUUUUAUGGCAAAGGUAUAUGGAAGGAUUAGGAAACGUAAUAAAUUGGAGAAAGUGAGGAUGAGGAUGAAUCAGAUGAGGCUGAAGAAUAGGAAUUAGAAUAGUAAGGGGAUGAAAAUCCUAAAGAUGAACAAUAGGAGCAAAUUCUACAAUAGGUGCAAUAGGAUGAAAUUUUAAAAGAGGAAGGAAAAGACAAUAUAAAAGACAUAGCAUAAGAGCAAUUAAAUGAUAAAUCAGUUGAAUCUUAAAUAAUAAAAUAGGAUAGAGAAUAAGAAGAAAUCAAAAUUCUCUAAAAUUAAUAAUUAAUUGAAUAAUAGGAAUUGCAAAAAGCAACAGAAUCUAUUGAGUAAUCGCAAUCCAAAGAGUAGGAUGAAUAAGUAGAUGAACACAAAUCAGAACUUGAAUAAUAAUAACAUUAAAUUAUAGAAUAAAAGGUAAAUAUUGAAGAUUAAUAAAAUGUUCAAGCCAUAGAGGAGCAGAAAAAACCUAUCGAAUCAACAGCUAUAAUAACUCGGACUAAAUCUGAUGAAAUAAUUUAAUAGGUUGAUGAAACUAAAAUCUAAGAAUAAGAAAACGAUUAAAAUAAUGAGGAAAAAUAAUAAAACGACACAAUUUAAGAAUAAUAAUAAAAAGAAAUAAUUUAAGAAUCAUAAUAAUAAGAUAAAGAAGAAUAAGAUUAGUAAUAGUAAAAAUAAUAAUAAUAACAAAAACAAGAAUAAUAACAAUAAGAAUAAUAAGAAUAAUUAUAAUUGUAAGAAUAAUAAUAAUAGUAAGAAUAAUAAUAAUAAUAGUAAUAGCAAUAAUAAUAUGAAUAAUAGCAAUAAUAAUAACAAUAACAAUAAUAGCAACAAUAAUUAUAGUAAUAAUAAAUAGAUGCUUAGUAACCAAAAAUUGAUGCAGCAUCGAAUUAAUCAUAGUAGAUUGAAUAAUAAGAAUAGUAAACAAAAGAUAUAGAAAAUAAAUAAUAAGUAGAGAAUGUUAAUAGUAAAUAAAAUGAAUAAACUAAUUAACUUAAUAAGGAAGAAUAAUAAGGCAAGUAGAGAGCCGAUCAUAAGUUUUAAUCAGUUAUAGUUAGUUCAGAAAAUAAUAAGGAGGAGAAAGCCAGUCCUAUUAAAAAAAAAGAAAAGAAAAAUAAUAUGGACUUGUACAUUUAAAUAAAUGAGAACGUGAAAUUAAAAUAAGAUAUUGAGUAAUAUAAAGUUAACUAAUAAAAGGACAAUGAAACAAUCCAAAAAUAAAAGAAAUAAAUUUAAACGCUAACUGAGUAAUUAAAUAAUUGCACUAAGAAUUAUUAUUUACUUGAAGAAGAAUGUACAAAUCAAAAGAAGAUCAUGCAUAAUUUAAAUGAUUAAAAAGUAUUUUUAUAACAGGAUAUCAACAUGUACAAAACUUAAUUAUUGGAACUAACAGAAUCCAGUUCAAAUUAGAAAGAGGAGAUCUCCUAAUUGCAAAAAAGAUUGAAGCGAUAAUAACAAUCAUAAGAUUUGAAUGAAGCAAAGAAAUAGAUUGAGUAAUUAAAGGAAGAUAUUACUAAGAAGGAUUUAAUGUUAGAGGCAGCAAAUAAGGACCAUAUUUUAGCCUAAUAAAAAAUAGAUGACUUGGAGAAGGUUAUUGAAGGAUUUUAGAAUCAAUUAAUUCAUGAAAAAAAGAAAUAUGAGAGUUUGGCUUUGGAGAAAGGAAUGAAAUAGCCAUAAAUAAUUCAAAAAGAUUUUUAGAGAUUAUAAUUUGAGAGACCUAUUUCAAAGGAUAUUAAACCUGUAGCUUAAUCUAUGAUCCAAUUAGAUGAUGCGGAGAAAUAUUCAAUUGAUAUAAGUUAGAGUAUGUCAAAUUUAGAUGGUGAUGGUGAAGUGAAUCGAUUGAAGAAUCAGAUAAUGCAUUUGGAAGCUACAUUGAGAAGUUUGAAGAUUGCAUAUGAACAAGAUGUCAGAUACACAAAAGGGAAGUCAGGAAAAUCAAUGACGGGAAGUAGUAAGGAUAUUAAGUAUUUAUAACACAUUGCGAAUAAUAUGGCAGAAAUCAUAACGGAGAAGGACUCUUAAUUGGAGAAUUAGAAGAAAAUAAAUAAGGAAUUGCUCACUAAAUUAUAGAUUUUAUAAUAAUAGUAAUAAUGAGGACAUGCAUAUUUAAUUAUACUAAUAUUUGAUUGUUAAU